AUAAUAAUAAUAAUAAUAAUAACCAGGCUACGGUAAUGAUCAAUGUCCCACAACAUGGCGUCUUCCAGACUGCUCUCACAAACGCAGUAAUGAUGCGGCCAGUAUGUACAUUAUUUACUAUUAAAAUGUGCAUUGUUUCAAAGAGAUCCCUGUGCUCAGCGUUCCUGCCUAACUCUUUUUCUCUUUUCCUCUUCAUGCUGCCACCCUGCUGUCCUGCUGUCCUCCUUUAACAACAGGACUGCCUUAUCCUGGUGAAAGCAAAGUUAGAAAGAUGGAGUCUGUUUACAUUAAACAGGAGGAGUUUCUGGAAUUGGUACCUGUCUGCAUUAAACAGGAGAUGCCUGAACUGGAGCCUGUCCACAUGAAAGAAGAGACUGAACUAGAGCCUGUCCACAUUAAAGAAGAGACUGAACUGGAGCCUGUCCACAUUAAAGAAGAGACUGAACUGGAGCCUGUCCACAUUAAAGAAGAGACUGAACUGGAGCCUGUCCACAUUAAAGAAGAGACUGAACUGGAGCCUGUCCACAUUAAAGAAGAGACUGAACUGGAGCCUGUCCACAUUAAAGAGGAAGAGACUGAACUGGAGCCUGUCCACAUUAAAGAGGAAGAGACUGAACUGGAGCCUGUCCACAUUAAAGAGGAAGAGACUGAACUGGAGCCUGUCCACUUUAAAGAAGAGACUGAAUUGCAGCCUGUCCACAUUGAACAGUCUGUUGAUUUGUUGUGUAAGGAUUCAGAAAACAUAUCCCGGCCAAAGAUAUCACAUCAUUGUUCUGAAUGUUGGAAGAGCUUCAGUCGAUUAGGAAACCUAAAAACACACCAGCGAAUUCACACUGGAGAGGCGCUGCAUCACUGUCCUAAAUAUGGGGAGAGUUUCAGUCAGUUAGGAAACCUAAAAACACAGCAGCGAAUUCACUCUGGAGAGAAGCCGUAUCACUGUUCUGAAUGUGGGAAGAGCUUCAUUAAGUUAGGAAACCUAAAAAGACACCAGCGAACUCACACUGGAGAGAAGCCAUAUCACUGUACUGAAUGUUGGAAGAGCUUCAGUCAUUCAGGUCACCUAAAAACACACCAGCGAACUCACUCUGGAGAGAAGCCGUAUCACUGUACUGAAUGUUGGAAGAGCUUCAUUAAGUUAGGAAACCUAAAAAGACACCAGCGAACUCACACUGGAGAGAAGCCGUAUCACUGUUCUGACUGCGGGGAGAGUUUCAGUCAAUUAGGUCACCUAAAAACACACCAGCGAAUUCACACUGGAGAGAAGCCGUAUCACUGUACUGAAUGUUGGAAGAGCUUCAGUCAUUCAGGUCACCUAAAAACACACCAGCGAACUCACACUGGAGAGAAGCCGUAUCACUGUGUUGAAUGUGGGGACAGCUUCAGUCGGUUAGAAAACCUAAAAAGACACCAACGAAUUCAUACUGGAGAGAAGCCAUAUCACUGUACUGAAUGUGGAAAGAACUUUAGUUGCUUAAAAAGCCUACAACUACACCAACGAAUUCACACUGGAGAGAAGCCAUAUUACUGUAAUGAAUGUGGGAAAAGCUUCACUGAAUCAGGACAACUAAAAACACACCAACGAAUUCACACUGGAGAGAAGCCGUAUCACUGUACUGAAUGUGGGGAGAGCUUCACUGAAUCAGGAACCCUAAAAACACACCAACGAAUUCACACUGGAGAGAAGCCAUAUCGCUGUACCGAAUGUGGGAAGAGCUUCAGACAGUCAAGCACCCUAAAACGACACCUGCAAAUUCACACUGAAGCCAGCCUCCCUCCCUCCCAGUCCCUCACCUCUCCACCCUACAUGUUUGAGUGUGUGGAGAGCUGACUAAUUCAUUCUCUCUCUCUCUCAUCCUGCAGUAAAUGAAGGGGGUCCCCAGGAGUGAGAGCUAGCUUGAAUCCACAGACACAGAGAAGGGGAUCGUGUCAAACUGAAGCAGACAGAUCCAUUCUUUCAGAGUGAACUGUAGAGCCCUGGGAUUCAGCUCCACUCCUGCCCCUGAAUUGGAAAUGAAUCUCACUCAUCAUGCUGUGAGGAUUUAUGACAGUUUCAGGGUCAUUCUACUUAGAAGGGAGACAUUGGAAAUAUAUGCCAAGCUUUUUCUCUGAACACUAUAUAUGUUUGAUGCAACACAUUAAGCUGCCAGUAGCAUAUAUAAAGCUCUAUAUAUCAUUAAUUUUUUUUUUGUAUCUUGACUUUUCGUAGUUUUUUUGUGACUUUGUAGACCUAGCCGUGAUGUAUUAAAGUAAUUUUCAUUCCUGUAA
Acipenser ruthenus (sterlet) is the source of this 2265-nucleotide messenger RNA. RefSeq names its product zinc finger protein OZF-like. The coding region runs from base 272 to 1828 and encodes 518 amino acids. The record is from RefSeq and is a predicted model, not a curated record. The transcript is spliced from 2 exons. Lineage: Eukaryota; Metazoa; Chordata; Actinopteri; Acipenseriformes; Acipenseridae.